CUUUCUCUCUUUCUCUCUCUCUCUCUCUCUCCAUUUCCCCAAAAAGUCUUCGUCUUUGCAGCGAUAAAUCCUAACCCUAGAGGCACUGCCAAACCACCACCACCACCACCCAUGGCACCACCGACCUGGUUGUGGACUCUCUCUGCAGCCACCACAACUCUUCUAACUCUGAUCCCCUUGGUGUGUGGCAACUCCGAAGGAGACGCGCUCUACACCUUGAGAAGGAGCUUGACCGAUCCGGAUAACGUGUUGCAGAGCUGGGAUCCGACGCUUGUUAAUCCCUGUACCUGGUUUCACAUCACCUGCAACCAAGACAACCGCGUUACGAGACUGGAUUUAGGUAACUCAAACCUGUCUGGACAUUUGGUACCCGAACUUGGAAAGCUUGAGCAUUUGCAGUAUUUGGAGCUCUACAAAAAUAAUAUUCAAGGAACUAUCCCUGCUGAGCUUGGCAACUUGAGGAACCUUAUCAGUUUGGAUUUGUAUAAUAACAACAUCUCGGGGACAAUUCCUCCAUCAAUGGGGAAAUUGAAGUCACUUGUCUUCUUGCGACUAAAUGACAACCGAUUGACUGGGCAAAUCCCCAGGGAACUUGUUGGCAUUUCCAGCCUCAAAGUUGUGGAUGUCUCAAAGAAUGAUUUGUGUGGAACAAUUCCUACCAGUGGACCAUUUGAGCACAUUCCUCUCAACAACUUCGAGAAUAACCCGCGACUAGAAGGUCCAGAGUUGCUUGGUCUUGCAAGUUAUGACACAAACUGCUCAUGAAGAAGAGAACGUCACUGCAAUGUCAUGGCUUGGAUUAUGCACUCACCCAAAAUUAGAGUGUAUUACCUCACAGUAUAAACAGGGAUUGAUCAAAAGCAGUCCCUCAUAUAAGUGUUUGUAAAUCUUAAUAGCUGCAUGGAUGUAUUAACAUUUAUAACUGCAUUGCCCCGCUCCUUCAGUAAUGUUGGAGACACAAACUUGUUGCUGUAAUGCUAGCUAAGAUUUUACUUAUGGUGUGAAUCCUUUGUUUCCCGGCUUGCCUUGUAUUGUAGAUUCAUACUGUUUCGUUAGUUCUCUUGAUUCAUCUUAUACACAUCAUGAAUCACUCUGUUUUGUUGCAGUGAUACUUCUUGAUUUCUUGUGUUAACAAUUAGAAAGUUAAGGGAGGACAGGUGCUCUUUUACCACAAGAGUAAUUCUUGAUUUUUUUUAUUAAUAUUAUUAUUUUUUGAGCUGGUGCAAUCGGGAUACUUUUUAGGAGGAGGCAGGUGGACUCAAAGGGGAUUGAACCCCGGUCUGGUGGAUAUAGGGUGGACAGCCGCAGGGGGCCUCGGGCCCCUACUUAGUUGAAAACCUACCGGUUGAGGAGCCACCGCCGGAGACACCAUUGUUGUUGAGCUCACAAACAAACUGUACACUGAGGGAGUUGUCAUUCACUGGCACGGAAUCAGACAGGUUCCCCCCCACUCUCUCUUUCCCACUAAAUCUCUUGUAAAUUUGUAAUCGUUUUAUCUAAAAGUUUAAGCUGUUGUAUAAUUUUUUGCAGCUUGGAACUCCUUGGGCUGAUGGAACUGCAUCCAUUUCGCAAUGUGCCAUUAACCCUGGAGAAACGUUUGUGUACAGGUUCAAAGUUGACAAGGCAGGAACAUACUUUUAUCAUGGACAUUUUGGGAUGCAGAGAUCAGCAGGGUUGUAUGGAUCUCUGAUAGUUGAGGUGGCAGAAGGAGAGAAAGAGCCAUUCCAUUAUGAUGGAGAGUUCAACUUGUUACUGAGUGACUGGUGGCACCAGAGUGUCCACGAACAAGAAGUCGGUCUCUCCUCCAAGCCAUUCCGCUGGAUCGGUGAACCCCAGAGUUUGCUAAUCAAUGGAAGAGGACAAUAUAAUUGUUCAUUAGCAGCCAAAUACAGCAAUUCGUCCUCUGUUACAGAGUGCAAGUUAAGAGGAAAUGAACAAUGUGCACCUCAAAUUCUUCAU
Molecule: messenger RNA, 1959 nt
Organism: Rubroshorea leprosula
Lineage: Eukaryota; Viridiplantae; Streptophyta; Magnoliopsida; Malvales; Dipterocarpaceae
Source: the annotation of a GenBank genome assembly